AUGGCUAGAGGAAACUUCACUGUCCACGCCACCGUCCUUGCCACCACUGUCCUUACCACCACAGCCCCUGCCACCACUGUCCCUGCCACCACUGUCCCUACCACCACAGCCCCUGCUACCACUGUCUCUACCACCACAGCCCCUGCCACCACUAUCCCUGUCACCACUGUCCUUGCCACCACUGUCCCUGUCAGCACUAUUCAUGCCACCACAGUCCCUGCCACCACUGUUUCUGCCACCACUGUUCCUGCCACCACUGUACCUGCCACCUCCGUCCCUGCCACCACUGUCCCCUCUACCACUAUCCGUGCCACCAUUGACCCUGUCACCACUGUUCUUGCCACCACUGUCCCUGUCACCACUAUUCCUGCCACCACUGUUCAUGCCACCACUGUUCCUGCCACCACUGUCCCUGCCACCACUGUUCCUGCCACCACUGUUCCUGCCACCACUGUCCCCCUCAUUAUUAUUACCGCUCGGCUGGACGUGGCUUAUGAUGAAAGGGGCACAGAAGAAGAAGAAGAGAGAUGA
This is a messenger RNA of Portunus trituberculatus (swimming crab), 531 nucleotides long. RefSeq names its product salivary glue protein Sgs-3-like. The record is from RefSeq and is a predicted model, not a curated record. Lineage: Eukaryota; Metazoa; Arthropoda; Malacostraca; Decapoda; Portunidae. The transcript is spliced from 2 exons. The coding region runs from base 1 to 531 and encodes 176 amino acids.